UACAUAUUUAUAGGCGCACUCGCAGCAACUCAUUUUGCCCAAGUCCCUCAAGAUGUUGCUCCUCUUCUUACUUUCACUCUUCAAUUUCAACCCAUCUCUGAGCCUAAAACUUUGCUCCUUCAAUGUGAGGUCUUUUGGAGAAGCUAAAAUAGCCAGACCUGAAGUCGUUGAUGCCGUGGUAAAGAUCAUUUCUCGCUGUGACAUCAUGUUGCUGAUGGAAAUAAAGGACAACAAGAACCGUGUUUGUCCUCUCCUAGUGGAGAAGCUCACCAGCCAGCUAGAAGAGCCAAAGGAUGAAUACAGGUGCAUUGCCAGCCAAAGGCUGGGAAGGAACAGCUACAAGGAGCAGUAUGCCUUCAUCUACAGGCAACAUCUGGUAUCGGUGAAACAAACCUACCAGUACCCUGACACCCAGCCUGGGGAUGAAGAUGUCUUCUCCAGGGAGCCCUUUGUCAUCUGGUUCCAGUCUCCAAAAACCGCUGUCAAUGAGUUUGCUAUAAUCCCUCUGCACACCACACCAGACACUGCAGUGCGGGAGAUUGAUGAGCUCUAUGAUGUGUAUUUAGAUGUCAAACAGCGCUGGAAAACCGAGAACUUCAUCUUCAUGGGAGACUUCAAUGCUGGAUGUAGCUAUGUUCCCAAAAAGCAGUGGAAGAACAUCCGGCUGAGGACUUACUCCGAAUUCAUCUGGCUAAUUGGUGACAAAAAUGACACGACAGUGAAGAGCAGCACGAGCUGCCCAUAUGACAGGAUCGUAGUCAGCGGACAGAAGCUCCUCCAGGCUGUCGUGCCACAUUCUGCCAACAUCUUUGAUUUCCAGAAGGACUUUCAGAUGACUGAGGAGCAGGCACUGGGAGUGAGCGACCAUUUCCCAGUAGAGUUUGAGUUAAAAGCAAAAGGUGGCUUCUUCAACUGGCUGAGAUCAAAGUUUUCAAGGAAGAGGACGCCAAGGAAGAGCCGCCAAUCAAGAUGAUGAUGAUGAUGCUGAGUCCUCAUCCAUGGCAUGGAAAUACACAAAUGCCAACAGAUCUUGUAGAACACUCGUGUAAAUAUACUCACAGCAAGUGGAACACCCCCCACCACCCCCAAAUAUUUUGUUAAAGUUCAAAUAUUUUGGGUGAGAAGGCAAAAUAAACCUUCAGGUUAUUUUCUUAUUUUCUGUAUGCAGAAAUAAACCAGCUAGAAGCAGCACACUAUACUUACUGUACCUGUUGCAAAUGUAAGGAGCUACUGCAAGGGUAAAAUGCUUCCAUGCGCUUUACCUGCAACACCUGAAGGGCAGGGAUCUCCACACAUUCCUGUGGGCUAUGGAGCUCUGCCACUCCUCUGCAGGGGCAGAAGAAUUAAAAGGGCUUUCUGCAUCUUGUGUGUGUGUGUGUGUGCAGCUCAGAGCUGCAGCCAGCAGGAGUCUGUGCCCUGGUGGUUUGCAAUGAAGGAUGUUGCUGAAUUUAGAGUAUUUCUCGGUGGGGGUUUGAAACUGCUCGCAGCAUUGAGGGCUUGGGGAAAGACAGACAUUAAAGACAGAGCAGCAAGGGCCCCUUUUCUGCACUCCCUCAGCCCAGAGCAGCAGGAAGCUGGUGGUUCUCACCCCUGCCUGCCCACCUGCAAACCUGAGACAUCCUGUGGAUCCCAGGUGACUCUGCUGCCAACUGAGUGUCAUAAAAUUCACAUUUAAAAUCUGAUUUCAGCAUCCUGACAUGGAAGUGAACUGCAUCUCCCCCUCCAAAAUAACCCCUCUCCAAUGCAGCUUGAAGUCCUCCAACGAACCAGAUUUUAAUGACGAUUAUUUAACGUAGUGGUGCAGCAAUCUGUUUUCCUAGCUCAGCCCACAGGCUGUAUUUAGUGCAAACCAAACCCUGUCACACAGAUGGCAUCCGAAAAGUGGGAAUAAUCCAACUGUUAGUAGAGGCAAAUAUUCAUCUCCCUUCAUCAAUGAGCCCUGGCUUGCCUGCUGAAGGGGCAGGGAGGGCAAGAAAGCAAGAGGGGCUUUGUGAGGAGGAAAACAGUUUGGCCUUUGUGAAACUGUUCAGUGAGAAAUGAAUUUGAAGAAAGAAACUAAAUCAAGAGAAAAUGAUCCCAAGGGGGUGUGUGCAAGGCAGACAACAAAUCCUCCAACUUUCAGUAGCAAUUAAUUUGAAAUCAUACAGCAUUUCAUAAGCUCCCUCGAUUAUACUGCGGUCAAGGCAAAGGAAAGAGCCUGAUUUAGAACAAAUAUUUACACUGAGAUUUUUAUAGAGAUGCCACUGUCUGGCUGACAGCAGUGAUGGCUCAUGUGAAGGCUGAAGUCAGCCUGAGUCUCUGGCCUCAUGUCUUGCUCCUACGUAAGUCCCUUCUGUCUCUUGGCUUUCAGAAAGGAACAGUGCACAAAGGAAUAAAUCACGCUCCAGGAAAGCCAUAAUGGGCACAUUCAGUCAUGAAAAAGAUGUAAUUCUGACUAAGUUUUACUGAAAAUAUUUGUCCUUAUUUGCAAUGCUGAAUACAGUCCUUUACCCAGCCUUUGAAGAUAAGAGUUGUAGCCAGAGAGCAACCUUGGGAGUGAUGUCAGUGCCUGUUGGUUUGGAGCUGUGAGCCGGGUUUGACUGGGAUAGUAGCUGGAUGGAGCUGUGUUUUGGAUUUGUGCUGAAAACCUGUUUGAUAACACAGGGAUGUUUUUGUUACUGCUGAGCAGCACUUACACAGAGUCAAGGCAUUUUCUGCCACUCACCCCACCAGUGAGUUGGUUUGGGAUGCACAAGAAUUUAGGAGGAGACAGCAGACCACCACUGACACAAGGGAUAUCCCAUGCCAUAUGGAGAGACAAGCUCAGCACACAAAGCUUGGGGAAGAAGAAGGAACAAGAGGACGUUCAGAGUAAUGGUGUUUGUCUUCCCCAGUAACCAUUACGUGUGAUGGAGCCCAGAUUUCCUGGGAAUGGCUGAACACCUGCCUGCCCAUGGGAAGGCAGUGAAUGAAUGCCUUGUUUUGCUUUGCUUAUUAAACUGUAUCUUUCUCAACCUACAA
This is a messenger RNA of Manacus vitellinus (golden-collared manakin), 3000 nucleotides long. It is a transcript of the gene DNASE1L3, whose product is annotated as deoxyribonuclease 1 like 3. Lineage: Eukaryota; Metazoa; Chordata; Aves; Passeriformes; Pipridae. The transcript is spliced from 8 exons. The record is from RefSeq and is a predicted model, not a curated record. Bases 53 to 973 code for a protein of 306 amino acids. Gene Ontology annotation, molecular function: DNA nuclease activity. Gene Ontology annotation, biological process: programmed cell death involved in cell development; apoptotic DNA fragmentation. Gene Ontology annotation, cellular component: nucleus.